AAGACUGGAUCUUUCUUGCUUUCGAUUUGAAAUAUGAUAACGACUAAUAACGACUUUUUAAGUUAUAAAAUGAUAAAGUGAUUUUGAUUGACGUUGUGCAAAGUAUGUUUUAAAUAAUUUUAAAUUAGAAAAAAAGAUGUCUGACAAGGGAAUGAAAAAGGAUGAGAAAUCAAGAAUCCGAAAAGCCCCACCGGUUCGGCAAACAUUGACUUCUGUAUACAGAAUGGUUAAAGCCAAUCCAUCGUUAAUGUAUGAAAAACAGAGGAAGGAUGAAUUAAAACUUGACAAAAUCUCAUUGCCACCCUCUGUUAGUUUGGGGUAUGUUCCAAUACAGGUUAAAGAGAGAAGAUUUGCUCCGUGUCAGAACCCACUAAUAAAAAACUAUUCCAAUUGUAAGUCAAUAAACAUGACACAGCAAAGUACGAUUAAACCAAAUAUAAAUAAAAGUCAGGCAAAGCCAAUGUCCAACAGCAUAUUGAAAGAGAAACCCAAAACAGCUGCAUUGCAAAAUGAUAAUUUCAAAAAGCCUGCUAUUCAUGAGGCCCGUCCUAAAAAUAAAAAGAUCAAACCUAUCCGUAGGUCACUCUCUGCACAGCAUUUCAACAGAAAGAAGCUUAUUGCAAAAUCAACUGCUGAAGAGAAACUGUCGAAAGCAGAUGUAACACAGUCUAUGGAAAAUAUUGAUGAGAUAGGACUAUCAUUGAUUUCUGAAUGUUCUCCUAUCAAGCAGGAGGUGUUAACUCAAAUAACUUUCAAGACUCCAACUGCUUAUAAGAGGAGGAGCCAAUCUUUUAAAACACCCACAAGAAUGAGAAAAUUAGGCCAUCAGUCAACACCUGGACCAGGCUUGAAUGAUCUGCAAAGCUGCUUAAAUGAUUGGCUCAAAAAAAGAGGCAAACCAAUGAGUACAUUCCAUCACUUGAAAUACUUCUCAAGAGAUAAAGUUACACAAGAUAAUGAAGAUAAAGAAAAUGAGGCUGAAACUAUUGAACUUCAGAUCAAAGAUGCUAUUGAUGUGAAACCAUCCCAGCUAGUUUCAAUUGCCAAACAUGCUUUGGGUGAUUUAAAUCAAUUGAUCUUAGAUUCAUAUCCUCUGACAUUAUGUGAGAUCUGGUUGGGAACCAUCAGGCAGAGAUAUAAAGAGAUAGAGGAGGAUCCUCAAUAUUGGGAAUGCAGAGCUUCUAUUGAACAGACCAGGGGUAACAUUAGUUCUGCUGUGGAAUGUUUCAAGACUGCUAUUAUCAAAGGGGCAGAGGUGAAAACAAUAGAUAAUUCACUAGAUAAGUUGUUGGAAAAAUUUAGUUUGUUAAACAAAGACGCAAAUGUAUCUGAUGAUGAGAAAUGUAGAUCAAGUAUAAUGAAAGAGGCCAGGAACGUCUUCAAGUCGUGUAUCAUCCAGUUUGCGAUCCAAGAACGGAAAAUAAAGAAGGACCAAGAAAACGCACACGAAUAUAUUACUCCCGUAAGACGAAGUGCACGACUGUCUUGUGUCCAAGGUCAAGUGCCGGCUGUGAAAGAUUCCAAUUCAUUCAAUGAAAAGAUGAAUCGAUUAGAGGCAGUAUGAUAUUUCAGGGCAACAGUUAUUUGCAUUGAUUUUUAUUUCUCUUAUUUUAAUAUGUUUCAUUUUAGAUGAUAUUUAUUUUAAGCUUUUCAU
This is a messenger RNA of Nicrophorus vespilloides, 1654 nucleotides long. RefSeq lists its product as uncharacterized. NCBI's taxonomy places the organism in Eukaryota, Metazoa, Arthropoda, Insecta, Coleoptera, Silphidae. The transcript is spliced from 4 exons. The record is from RefSeq and is a predicted model, not a curated record. Bases 137 to 1564 code for a protein of 475 amino acids.